AUGUAUUCACACAACGCCCUCUCGGCUCCUCAGAAGCCUGAGACCUUUAUGCUUUCCUCGGAAGCACAGCAAGCACUGCCACAUGAUGCUCAGAUCCAGUUACAGCAAGUUGACAACUUGAAAUACUUUUUAAUAUCGGCGCCAGUUGACUGGGGCCAAGAUAGCUAUAUCCGCAGGUUCUUGCUUCCAACCGGAGAAUACGUUUCUUGCGUUCUAUGGAACAAUCUCUUCCACAUCUCGGGAACCGACAUUGUAAGGUGUCUAUCCUUCAGAUUCCAGGCUUUCGGAAGACCUGUCAAGAACUCUAAGAAAUUCGAAGAAGGUAUCUUCUCCGACCUUCGGAAUCUGAAGGCUGGUACAGAUGCCUCGCUAGAGGAGCCCAAAAGUCCAUUCUUGGACUUCCUCUACAAGAACAACUGCAUCAGGACACAGAAGAAGCAGAAGGUCUUCUACUGGUACAGUGUUCCUCAUGAUCGUCUAUUCCUUGAUGCUCUUGAGAGAGAUCUCAAGAGAGAGAAGAUGGGUCAAGAAGCUACUACGGUUGCAGUUGCAGAACCUGCCCUUUCUUUCGAAUACGACUCUUCGCAGUCACUUUUUGAACAGCUCACCAAGGCACAGCAAACUAAUUCAUCUUCAUUUAAUCCUCACGCCAUCCCAUUCUCGGCCACCAUCUCCCCCGUCGUUCGCGCAAUGGAUACCAUGCCACCACCGAUGAUUCCCCAUCAAGUCAUGCCGGUUCUCCCAGAAGAAUACCACAUGGGUAUGCCAAUGAAGAAGCACGAAGAUCUUGUCACCUACGACGGACAAACCAUCCAGAUGAAUCCAAUGAACCAAAUGAACCACCAGAUGGGCCACCAGAUGAAUCACCAAAUCAACCACCAAAUCAACCAUCAAAUGAACCACCAGAUGAACCACCAGAUGAACCCUCACCACAUGACUCCGCCAAUGAACACAGGCCAUCGCGCAGUUAUGCGAGGUAGCUCCGUUCCUCAAUACCUCGAAUACUCACCCGCUCCCUCCUUCGCAUCGUCCGCCGUGGAAGACUACAGCGCGCGCGGUGUCUCCUACGAACCCGUGACCCCACCCCAACAACUCGUGAAUGUAUCGGAACCUCAAUAUUUGUCCGCAGAGACUGCUGCUGGUAUGUACGGACCUCUCGAUCCUACCGGUCAGAACGCAAUGUCUGGUAUGGGUCAGUUGCCUCUUCCAACUGUUUCUGGUGUUGCCGCUGCGUUUUCUGCUACACCUCGCUAUGCCAACAAUGUUUUCUCGGUCAUCGAGGGUUCCCCUACCUACAAGCAACGUAGGAGGCGUUCCUCCGCCACCCCUGCUGCUUUGAGUGCUUUGUCAAACGAAGUCACAAAAAAAGCUAGUCCAGAAGCUCGACCCCGUGCUGCGACUGAAACAAUCACACUUGAGGCUGACGAAACGCAAGAAGACCACAGCCAGGGCGUCCCGCUGUCGAUACAGCCGCAACAGAGUACCCCGCAGCCGAGAGACUACUACGAACAUCAUUCUAGACAUGCCACCCCAAUGUCCAUGCUUGAAGGAAGCCCAGCUCCACCCAAUGCUCUUAUGUACCUCCAAGAACAACACGGAAUCAUGGCCAUGCCCCGCGGCGUAAGCGUUGGGCUCGAUGCCACUUCUUUCAGCCGACCCAACAUUAGUGUUAUGCGAAGAGCCCGAUCCGCCACCUACGAACCGUCGCCGUACCCGCAAAAGUCGCACUCGUGCCCAAUCCCAUCCUGCGGUCGUACCUUCAAGCGUUUAGAACAUCUUAAGAGACACGUUCGAACUCACACUCAGGAAAGACCAUAUGUCUGCCCUCACUGCAACAAGGCUUUCUCGCGAUCUGAUAAUCUCACACAACAUCGUCGUACCCACGAACGAUCAGAGAACGGUGGCCCAGUUGAGCCCUAUGACGCUCUUAGCGGCGAAGGUGAAGACAAUGAGGAAGACGGCAUUGGACCACUCGAUGAAUCCUCUGAGCCUCUCGACCAAUACUUGCACUCUUCUCAGUCUCUGAAUCUUAACAUGGCGCAACUGAUACCCCAGAUGUAA
Orbilia oligospora ATCC 24927 is the source of this 2061-nucleotide messenger RNA. RefSeq lists its product as uncharacterized. The record is from RefSeq and is a predicted model, not a curated record. The transcript is spliced from 4 exons. Gene Ontology annotation, molecular function: DNA-binding transcription factor activity. Gene Ontology annotation, biological process: regulation of DNA-templated transcription; sexual reproduction. NCBI's taxonomy places the organism in Eukaryota, Fungi, Ascomycota, Orbiliomycetes, Orbiliales, Orbiliaceae. Gene Ontology annotation, cellular component: nucleus; Tec1p-Ste12p-Dig1p complex; Ste12p-Dig1p-Dig2p complex. The coding region runs from base 1 to 2061 and encodes 686 amino acids.